AUGACGCUCGACCACUACUAUCACAACAAGAUCGAGGCCAUGAAGCUCGAGAUCCUCAAGGGUCAAGCAGCUCUGCGCCGGCUCGAGGCUCAGCGAAACGACUACAACUCUCGAGUGCGGCUACUGAGGGAAGAGCUAGGCUUGCUGCAGCAACCGGGCUCCUACGUCGGCGAGGUGGUCAAGGUGAUGAGCACAAAGAAAGUGCUGGUCAAGGUGCAUCCGGAAGGCAAAUAUGUCGUCGACGUGUCCGAUAGCGUCGACGUCUCCAAGCUCACCCCCGGCAAGCGUGUCACUCUCCUGUCCGACAGCUACAAGUUGGAGAAGCUGCUGCCCUCGUCGGUCGAUCCUUUGGUGUCCCUCAUGAUGGUCGAGAAGGUGCCCGACAGCACGUACGACAUGAUCGGCGGCCUGGAUCAGCAGAUUAAAGAAAUCAAAGAGGUCAUCGAGCUGGGCCUCAAGCACCCCGAGCUGUUCGAGUCUCUGGGCAUCGCCCAGCCCAAGGGCGUGCUGCUCUACGGCCCUCCGGGUACCGGCAAGACGCUGCUGGCCCGGGCGGUGGCACACCACACGGCUUGCAAGUUCAUCCGCGUUUCGGGUUCCGAGCUGGUGCAAAAGUACAUUGGCGAGGGCAGCCGGAUGGUGCGCGAGCUCUUCAUCAUGGCGCGAGAGCACGCGCCAUCCAUCAUCUUUAUGGACGAGAUUGACAGCAUCGGCUCGUCGCGCGUCGAGGGCUCCUCGGGCGGCGACUCGGAAGUUCAGCGAACGAUGCUCGAGCUCCUGAACCAGCUUGAUGGCUUCGAGCCGACGAAGAACAUCAAGGUCAUCAUGGCGACGAACCGACUCGACAUCCUCGACCCGGCGCUGCUGCGUCCGGGGCGCAUCGACCGAAAGAUCGAGUUCCCUCCGCCCAGCGUCGAGGCGAGAGCCGACAUUCUGCGCAUCCACAGCCGCAAGAUGAACCUGACGCGAGGCAUCAACCUGACCAAGAUUGCCGAGAAGAUGAACGGCUGCUCCGGCGCCGAGCUUAAGGGCGUCUGUACCGAGGCCGGCAUGUACGCCCUGCGGGAGCGGAGAGUUCACGUGACGCAGGAAGAUUUCGAGCUCGCGACGGCCAAGAUCCUGAAUAAACACGAUGACAAGGAGGUGUCGCUUGGCAAACUAUGGAAGUGA
This is a messenger RNA of Drechmeria coniospora, 1170 nucleotides long. RefSeq lists its product as uncharacterized. Gene Ontology annotation, cellular component: proteasome regulatory particle, base subcomplex. Lineage: Eukaryota; Fungi; Ascomycota; Sordariomycetes; Hypocreales; Ophiocordycipitaceae. Gene Ontology annotation, biological process: proteasome-mediated ubiquitin-dependent protein catabolic process. The record is from RefSeq and is a predicted model, not a curated record. The coding region runs from base 1 to 1170 and encodes 389 amino acids. Gene Ontology annotation, molecular function: ATP hydrolysis activity; ATP binding; proteasome-activating activity. The transcript is spliced from 2 exons.